This is a messenger RNA of Anolis sagrei ordinatus, 3680 nucleotides long. RefSeq names its product cyclin-dependent kinase 5 activator 1-like. Gene Ontology annotation, biological process: brain development; axon guidance. Lineage: Eukaryota; Metazoa; Chordata; Lepidosauria; Squamata; Anolidae. The record is from RefSeq and is a predicted model, not a curated record. Gene Ontology annotation, molecular function: cyclin-dependent protein serine/threonine kinase activator activity; protein kinase binding. Gene Ontology annotation, cellular component: protein kinase 5 complex; cytoplasm; growth cone.
CCCUGGCCCCUCCCUGGCUCCUCCUCCUUCCCCCCUCCUUCCUCCCCAUCAGAUGCUCCCUAGACAGGCGGCUAUUUCUCAGGCGCAGCAGGAGACUCAUUUAAAGGGGGGCUCCUCUCUUUCAUACAAUGCACCCCUCCAUUGGAUUUUGCCGGCAGAGACAUUGGCUUCUGCAUCUGCAUCCUGGUACCCAGGCCGGGCACACCUGGUGAUUAUUUCUCUCUUUUUUUUGGGAGGGGGGAUUACAUCUCCCUCCCGGGACCUGGAGAGAGGGGCUUCCUUACCAUAACAACACAAGGCUGCUGCUUUAGACCCCCCUCCCCAUUUAUUUAUUUAUUGCUAUGCCUUUUGGGGACCCCCUGGAGCAUCCCGAAUAAGGCCGGAUCAGCGCUCUACCUGGACGACUUAAGGAGGCUCAGAAAGGAGGGGGCACCCCCAAUUAUCACAGGGGACCAUUGAAGAAAAGGGUGCAGGAUGCAGCGGAGGCUCCUUUAAUGGCCCCAGGGGUUCAGGUAAGGGGGGACCCAAAGGGUGACGAGCCCCAUCAUGAUGAUCCUUUUGGGGAACCCUUUUGGGUUUUGGGCACCUCUUGACAUGAAACCCUAAAGCAAGAAGGAAGUCGAAUCAGAAGAAGGACCUAAAGGUCAGGGGGGGGGUCUUGAUUCCAAGGGACCCCCCAAUUGCAUCUACUUGCCAUUACCCGCUUUCCCCAAUUUGGCUGCUUUGUGUCCCCUGUUUAUUGAGUUUAGAGAAUAGGAACUUCCAACUGGGUUCACCUUCUGCUUUUGGGGAAAGGGGUUUCCUCCUCUUCCGAUGGCCCUUGAGUUGCCCCCUUGACCCUUAAAGGCUCCCCACCUGCGUUGGGUGACCGGAAGGGGGGCAUUAGGGUCCCUUUGGCCAAUCGGACGGGCCUUGAGUUGCCCCCUUGACCCUUAAAGGCUCCCCACCUGCGUUGGGUGACCGAAAGGGGGGAUUAGGGUCCCUUUGGCCAAUUGGACAGGCCUUGAGUUGCCCACUUAACCUUCAAAGGGGUGUCAAAAGGCUCCCCGACUGCACUGGGUGACCGAAAGGGGGGAUUGGGGACCCCUUGGCCAGUUGACACCAAAUACUCUUCCUAGGGUCAUCCAAGAGGGCAAAAGGGGAGAAUUGGGGAUCAUAGAUAGAUAGAUAGAUAGAUAGAUAGAUAGAUGCCACCAAGGGUUCUUCAUAGGGUCACCUUAGCUGUUGAAGGCAAAAAGGGGGGAUUGGGGACCCUUUGGCCAAUCGGACGCUGCCAAAAACUCCUUGUACGGUCACUGAAGCCAUUGGGGGCGAAAGGGAGGGGAUUCAGGACCCUUUAUCCACCCUUUAGCUCCUUUUAAGGUCAUCCAAAGUGGCCAAAGAGCAGGAUUGUCCAUCUGGACGCCACCAAGAGCAUUUGGUGCGCCUCUGGUUCUUGCCCCUUGCUUAAGAAACCUUAUGUGAUCUAUUGAGUUGCCAUAAGAGGCCACUUUGAGGCGCAGUUGGGGCAACGUUGAACUUAGCCGCGCCAAAGCGGGUUGUCCUUUGCCACCUCUCGGUAGGUGACUCCCACUGGCCAAGAUGGUGGGACCAUGAGAGAGGUUGUCUCUGUUGAAUCUGCUACAGUGUUCCCUCACUUAUCGCGGGUGUUACGUUCCAGGACGACCCAUGAAAAGUGAAAAUCCGCGAUGUAGGGAGGCAAAACCCGCAAAACAGCAAGUCCGCGAAAAGCGAACCACGAAGUAGCGAGGGCACACUGUAUUGAGUUGCCAACCCAGUUUUACCUUGAUUGGACCCUUGUUUAGUUUGUCUCCAACUCCUGCCCCUUCCCUAUGUGAUCAAUGGGGUCGCCAUAGACCCAAAGUCAUCCCACCAGAGACCGGUCAGUGGUCCGUUGCCACCGCCGCCGCCAUGGGCACGGUGCUGUCCCUUUCCCCGUCCGCCCGGAAGGCCAGCCUUUACGACAACGACAACGACACCGGCGACUCCUGCAGCUCUUUGGCGCACUACCCAUCCUUGACCGGGGCGAAGGGCAGUUCCCAGAAGCCGGAGAAGACCCUCAAGCGCCACUCCAUCUUCAUCCCGGCCUUGACCUGGAAGCGGUUGGUGGCCUCCACGAAGAAGCGGGGCUCCCGCUCGAGCAAGGCCUCCGCGCACAACAACAACCACCAUCAUGCUCCUCUUCUUCACCACGGUGCCAAGGAGGUGGCCCACCUCAACCACGAAAACGUCAAGAAGUCCCUUUCCUGUGCCAACCUUGCCAGUUUCGACGGCGAUUCCGGCCAGGCUCCGUCGGCGCCGCUGAGCACCAAGCGCAUCCCGGUUUCUUCUACGCUGAAGCCCGGAACUGGGGGAACAUCUUCUUCCCCGCGGAGGGUGAUUGUCCAAGCGUCCACCAGCGAGCUGCUGAAGUGCCUGGGGGAGUUCCUGUGCCGUCGCUGCUUCCGGCUGAAGCACCUGUCGCCCACGGAGCCCAUCCUGUGGCUGCGCAGCGUGGACCGCUCCCUGCUAUUGCAGGGCUGGCAAGACCAGGCAUUCGUGACUCCAGCCAACGUGGUCUUCGUGUACCUGCUCUGCCGGGAGACCCUAGACGGGGACGAGGUGGGGGCCGAGCACGAGCUGCAGGCCGCCCUGCUCACCUGCCUCUACCUGUCCUACUCCUACAUGGGCAACGAGAUCUCCUACCCGCUCAAGCCUUUCCUGGUUGAGACCUCCAAGGAGGCCUUCUGGAACCGCUGCCUGCGCAUCAUCCACGCCAUGAGCGCCAAGAUGCUACGCAUCAAUGCUGACCCGCACUACUUCACGCAAGUCUUUGCCGACCUCAAGAACGAAGGCAGCGCCGGCGCCGGAGGAAAAGGCCGGGAAGAAUUCACCCGCCUCCUGGACCGGUGACCGCUUGACCACUGGACAUUUCCUGCCCACCUCUCGGACUUGAUUUCCCUUCCUAAGCAUUGCACUGGAAACUCAACACUCCUGCCCACUUCUUGGACCAUCAGUUGAACGUUCCUGCCCUUGAACCCAUGGCUGGACUUUCCUACUGGUCACUGGACAUGACAUUCUCACUUGGACAUAUCAUUGGAUGUUCCUGGCCAGUUCUUGCACUGGAAUCUGGGCUUUACUGUCCAGAUCUUGGACCUAUCAUUGGAUUUUUGAACCAAUGGCUGGACUUUCCUGCUCAGUUCCUAAACAGGUUUCUGGAUGUGACCUUCUCGCUUGGACCUAUCGUUGGAUGUUCCUGCCCAGUUCUUGCACUGAAUCUGGACUUUCCUGUCCAGAACUUGGACCUAUCGUUGGAUUUUCUUGCCCAGAUCUUGGACCACGAUCUGGACCUUCCUGCUAAGUUCUUGCAGCUGGAUUUCCCUUCUCGUUGGAUGUUCCUGGCCAGUUCUUGCACUGGAAUCUGGGCUUUACUGUCCAGAUCUUGGACCUAUCAUUGGAUUUUCUUGCCCAGAUCUUGGACCAGGAUCUGGACAUUCCUGCUAAGUUCUUGCAGCUGGAUUUCCUCUCUCGUUGGAUGUUCCUGCCCAGUUCUUACACUGGAAUCUGGACUUUCCUGUCCAGAUCUUGGACCUAUCAUUGGAUUUUUGAACCCAUGGCUGGACUUUCCUGCUCAGUUCCUAAACAGGUCACUGGACAUGACAGUCUUGCUUGGACCUAUCAUUGGAUGUCCCUGGCCAGUU